AAGGGUAGCGGUAAAGAUUAUCGCUUGACUGCCAGCAGGAACCACCACCAGAUUAGCCUUAGCUAGGGGGAAGACGGCUACUCCCUACGCCACGCCCCACGCGCAAUGCCCUGUGGGAUUUGUAGUCUUUCGCUUAUUUACUCCUAGGAGGCGGAGAGACUCUGUUGUAAGUAAAUGAAUCUCUCUUCCCCGCGUAGUCUCCCUUUUCUCCCUUUCCGAAAGGCCAAGUAGGGAAAGUUUGAAAAUUCCCGCGGAGUGGGCGCCCGAGGCCGGAACCCUCGCGAGAAGUCCGAGCCCCGCAGCGCGAUCUGCGCUCGGCUCCCCGCCCUGGCCGCGAUCCUUCCCUCGGCAGAGAGGCUCUGUGUGUGGGGUUCGGGCAGUGCGCCCGGGGUACUGCGCAGAGCGCGGCCCGAGCGGUGCCAGCCCAGUAAGUCGAGUCUCCAGCGGGGAGGACGCGGCGCGGGCGGCGGGACAAGUUCGAAGCCGGGAUUGGGCGACGGCGCUGCCGGGGCCUGAGGGGCCGGCGAGAGGCUGAGCGAGAAGCGGCUUCCGCGGGCGGGGGCGCGCGCCGGGCCCUGUCUCCCGGGAGAUGCUGUGACGGACCGCACGGAAGCAGCAACGCCGCGGCCCUCGGUGGCCUGGCCCGCGGGCUCAGUGGAAGUAUGCAAGACUUGACAGCUCAAGUGACUAGUGAUCUCCUGCAGUUCCCAGAAGUGACUAUUGAAGCUCUCGGAGAAGAUGAGAUAACAUUAGAGUCUGUGCUUCGUGGAAAGUUUGCUGCAGGGAAAAAUGGACUAGCAUGCUUAGCUUGUGGUCCACAACUUGAAGUUGUAAACUCCCUAACAGGAGAGCGGUUGUCUGCAUAUAGAUUCAGUGGAGUAAAUGAACAGCCUCCUGUAGUCCUUGCAGUGAAAGAAUUCUCUUGGCAUAAGAGAACUGGAUUGUUAAUAGGAUUGGAAGAAGCAGAUGGGAGUGUUCUUUGUCUUUAUGACCUUGGUAUCUCACGAGUGGUCAAAGCAGUUGUUCUUCCUGGAAGGGUAACAGCUAUUGAACCUAUAAUUAACCAUGGAGGAGCCAGUGCUAGUACCCAGCAUUUACAUCCAAGUCUUCGAUGGCUUUUUGGCGUGGCGGCUGUGGUGACUGAUGUUGGACAGAUCCUCCUUAUUGACCUGUGUUUGGAUGACUUGUCAUGCAGUCAAAAUGAAGUAGAGGCAUCAGACCUUGAAGUUAUCACUGUCAUCCCAGCUGAAGUACCACACAUCAGAGAGAAUGUGAUGAGAGAAGGACGCCACCUGUGUUUCCAGUUAGUAAGCCCAUCUGGAGUAGCCAUUUCUACUCUCAGUUACAUCAACAGGACAAAUCAGCUUGCUGUGGGUUUUUCUGAUGGCUACUUAGCACUUUGGAACAUGAAAAGCAUGAAAAGAGAAUACUAUACACAGUUAGAAGGUGGAAGGGUUCCUGUCUAUGCAGUUAUCUUUCAAGAGCCUGAGAAUGAUCCUCGUAACUGCUGUUACUUAUGGGCUGUUCAGUCCACACAGGAUAGUGAAGGGGAUGUUUUGAGUUUGCAUCUGCUUCAGCUGGCUUUUGGUGAUAGAAAAUGUUUGGCAUCAGGGCAAAUCUUAUAUGAGGGAUUGGAAUACUGUGAAGAAAGAUAUACGCUGGAUCUAGCAGGCGGCAUGUUCCCCUUAAGGGGACAGACUAGUAAUACCAAACUGUUGGGAUGCCAGAGUAUAGAGAGAUUUCCGUCUCAUGGUGACAGAGAAGAGAGUAUGAGAGAAGCUCUGUCCCCUGAUACUAGCGUUUCUGUCUUUACCUGGCAAGUGAAUAUAUAUGGACAGGGAAAGCCUUCUGUAUAUUUAGGGCUUUUUGACAUCAAUCGUUGGUAUCAUGCACAAAUGCCCGAUUCUUUAAGAUCAGGAGAAUCUCUGCAUAAUUGCUCUUAUUUUGCAUUGUGGUCAUUGGAUUCAGUUGUAAGCAGGACUUGUCCACAUCACAUCUUGGACAUACUAGUACACGAGAGAAGUCUAAGUCGGGGGGUUCCUCCUUCCUAUCCACCUCCAGAGCAGUUUUUUAACCCAAGUACUUUUAAUUUUGAUGCCACUUGUUUGUUAAACUCUGGAGUUAUCCAUGUAACGUGUACUGGAUUUCAGAAGGAGACUCUGACAUUUUUAAAGAAAUCAGGACCAACUCUUAAUGAAGUCAUUCCUGAUAGUUAUAAUCGAUGUCUUGUUGCUGGUCUCCUCUCACCAAGACUUAUUGAUAUUCAACCUUCCAGUCUAAGUCAAGAAGAACAGUUAGAAGCUAUAUUGUCAGCAGCAAUUCAGACAAGUUCCUUGGGACUUUUGACUGGUUACAUCAGAACAUGGAUAAUAGAAGAACAACCAAAUUCUGCUGCUAAUCUACGAUUUGUUCUUGAAUGGACAUGGAAUAAGGUGGUUCUCACAAAAGAAGAAUUUGACCGGCUUUGUGUGCCGUUGUUUGAUGGGUCCUGUCGUUUCAUUGACCCGCAGACCAUCCAGUCCAUCCAGCAGUGCCAUUUACUGCUUAGCAACCUUAGUACAGUCUUAAGCUGUUUUGCAAUGGAGGCCCAGGGUAUCACUGAGAGAGGACUGGUGGAUUUGAGCAAUAAGCAUAUGGUUACCCAACUUAUCUGUCAGUAUGCACAAAUUGUUUUGUGGUUCUGUCACUCUGGGCUUUUACCUGAAGGCUUAGAUGAUGCUCUGCAGCUGUCAAGACUGCGCUACAACUACCCUGUAAUUCAGAACUACUAUACCAGUCGUCGGCAGAAAUGUGAACGCUCACCCAGAGGGAAGUGGAACCAUGACUGUUUGAUGAUUGAUGGAUUAGUGUCUCAACUAGGAGAUGAAGUUGUGAAGUUGUGGAAACGGGAUGAAGGCGGCACAGGAAGAUAUCCUCCUGCCAGCAUCCAUGCAUUACUUGAUAUAUAUUUAUUAGACAACAUUACUGAAGCAAGCAAACAUGCUAUUACCAUUUAUUUGCUGCUUGAUAUUAUGUAUUCCUUUCCAAAUAAAACGGAUACCCCCAUUGAAUCUUUCCCAACUGCCUUUGCUAUUUCUUGGGGCCAAGUUAAGCUAAUUCAAGGAUUUUGGCUGCUGGAUCAUAAUGACUAUGAGAAUGGUUUAGACCUUCUGUUUCACCCAGUUACUGCAAAACCUGCAUCAUGGCAGCAUUCAAAGAUAAUUGAAGCCUUUAUGAGUCAGGGAGAGCACAGACAGGCUCUCCGGUAUCUUCAGACAAUGAAGCCAACAGUGUCCAGUAGCAAUGAUGUUAGCCUUCACCUCACUGUUCUUCUUUUUAAUAGAUGCAUGGUUGAGGCCUGGAACUUACUGCGACAGAACUCAAACCGAGUAAACAUAGAGGAAUUACUAAAGCACGCUUAUGAAGUUUGUCAGGAGAUGGGCUUAAUGGAGGACUUACUGAAGCUACCGUUUACCAACACUGAACAGGAAUGUUUAGUGAAAUUUUUACAGUCUAGUACCAGUGUUCAGAAUCAUGAAUUCCUUCUAGUUCAUCAUUUACAGCGUGCCAAUUAUAUUUCUGCCUUGAAACUAAACCAGACUCUGAAGAAUAAUCUCACGAGUGAUCGUGACCCUCGAUUGCGGGAGAGAUCGGUGACUCGAAAUUCGAUAUUAGACCAAUAUGGGAAAAUCCUACCUAGAGUCCAGAGAAAAUUAGCUGUUGAGCGAGCUAAGCCUUACCAUCUGUCAGCAUCAUCAGUUUUUCAAGAAGUUUCUAGACCCAAACCAUUAUCGGCAUUUCCAAAGAAAGCUAUAACUGGAACAGUGCUGACAAGAUCUACGUUCAUCAGCAAUGUGCUAUCUAAAAUUGGAGAGGUGUGGGCAAGUCAUGAACCUAGAAAUGGCACCUCACUUUUUAACAGUCCUAAAACGGAACAGCCAUCUCUUGCAGUACACUCUUUUCCACAUCCAGAGCUUCCCGAGGCAUUUGUUGGAACACCAAUUUCAAAUACAUCCCAGAGAAUUUCUAGAUUACUGGAUUUGGUUGUUCAUCCUAUUCCCCAGCCUUCUCAGUGUUUGGAGUUUAUUCAGCAAAGUCCCACAGGAUCUCCUUUGUGUCUGCUAUCCAGUUCAUUACCAUUUAGUUCACAGUUAAAAAGGCCACAUCAAAAUAUCUCCAGGCCUUCAGAAUUGCUUUUACUUGAAACUCCUCUUAUAGUUAAGAAAGCUAAGUCUUUGGCUCUAUCAGCCACUUCUUCUGGAUUUGCGGAGUUUACUCCUCCAUCCAUCCUUAGGUCUGGUCUUCGAACAACACCUUUAGCAUCUCCCUCUCUGUCACCUGGAAGAUCUCUCACUCCACCUUUCAGACUUAAGGAAACUAGAAUUUCAUUCAUGGAAGAAGGCAUAAACACACACUGGACUGAUAAAGCUACAGAUGACCGAAAUGCAAAAGCGUUUGUUAGUACAUCUUUCCAUAAAUGUGGACUCCCAGCAGAAACUGAAUGGAUAAAGACCAGUGAAAAAAAUACAUUUUUUCCUCUGGAUGUCUCUGCAAAGGGCCCUCAGAAAGUGGUUGCAGAAUCACAGGACACCCAUUCACGAAGUCUAGAGAAGCUGGAUGUGAGCAAAGAAGACAGCACUGUUUCCACCAGGUCAGACCAGACCUCCUUAGAGUAUCACGAUGCGCCAUCACCAGAAGACUUUGAAGGUGGUGCUUUUGUGUCCCCCAAGCCAGCAAGUUCUUCCACUGAACUAACUACUAAUUCAACUUUACAAAUAGAAAAAGAGAAUGAUAAAGAUUUGUUUGAGUCAGAAGGUCCUCCUUCAGCCAUGGAGAAACAAACAGGCACGGGAGACGAUGCAGUGGAAGCAUUUUCAGACUUCAGUCUCUUAGACCCUGUUCAAAGAGCUGAAGCUUCUCUCGGUGUGUCGUCAGUCUGUGAGGGGGCAACCUCCACUUCAAAAUCUAAGACAUCAGUUCUGGAUGGAGUAGUGUCUAUUGAGAGCCGAACCUCCAUGCUUAGAGCAGACCACAGUGAAUCUGUGGCCAACACGGUUAAAGAUGUUGAAAGCUCUGGAUCCACCACCUCCAAGUGCCCUGUUACCUCUGAAUGUAGCCUUGACCAAAAACUAACAGUAAACUUAAAAGAAGAUGAAAUAGAAGCUGAUACACCAAAAGAGAACAUUGGGUUACCAGAAGAAAGACCUCAAGCCUCUACUGGUUCUUCGGAUACUCAAGAAAUUCAUCUAAUUGGAUGUGAAAACCUUGAAGCUCAAAAUUCAGAAGAGGAGGCCAAGAGUAUUUCAUUUAAUGAGUUGUACCCCUUGGGAGCACAUAAACUUCAGUAUAAUUUUGAUACUAUUGAGCAGCAGUUUUGUGACUUGCCUGAUGAUAAAGACUCUGCUGAAUGUGAUGUGGCUGAAGUAGACGGGGAACUUUUUGUGGCCCAGAGCAACUUCACCUUGAUUUUAGAAGGUGAAGAAGGAGAAGUUGAGGCAAGUGACUCUGCACCACCUAAUGUGUUACCGAAAGUGACUAACAUAGCAACCAAGGAAAAACCUGUGUCCCUUGUGGAACCCCAUAAUCAAGAACAUGUUACAGACUUGCCAUCUGCUGUGACUGAUGACCGAGAAUCCCACACGGUAGAGACUUUACCAUAUGUGCCUGAACCAGUUAAAGUGGCAAUUGCAGAAAAUUUAUUGGAUGUAAUUAAAGACACAAGAAGUAAAGAAGCAACUCGCGUGGCAGCAAGUGAGGCAGUUGAUGAGGACAUAGCAGUAAUAAGCCCACAGGCUGCACAUUCCCCCAGGUUGACAAACUCUACACUGAAGACUGUUAAGAAAACACGUGCAGACACUGUAAGUAUCAGCCAGAGUGAUAACACGGUUUCUUCUAGAACUCUCACAAGAAGGCAGCAUGCCCUAAGCCUGAAUGUCACAUUAGAACAAGAGCCUUCAGCAAUUGCUACUCCUAAGAGGAAAACUAGAAAAAUAAAAGAAACUCCUGAGUUUUCUGAAAGUACUUGUUCUGACAUAAAAGUAACACCCGAACACCAGCUGACAGCUCAGAGUCCUACCCCUUCUAGAAGGGGAAAGAAAAGAAAAGACGUUAGCCAGGGUGCACUGACCAGCUCUGCGCCCGAGGAGCAGGAGCCUCAGGGUAUGGCGGAAAGACUGAGGCUGAGAACGCAGCCACCGGAGCCAGCAGCUGAAGAAACGCCUUCUAGAACAAAAGUCAAGCCUUCAUCUAUUAGAAAAGGGACUCCUAGAAGACUUACAAAAUCUGUAGAAAAUGGGCAAAGUUCAAAAAUUGUAAAUGAUCUCAAAGGUAGUAAAGCAGCAAAUCCUGACGGGGUUGUCAGAGAGCUGAGGAAUGCUAAUUUAGAAGAUACUCAAAAUACGGAGUAUAAACAAGAUGAGGAACGCAGUGACCGGCAACUGCCUCUAAAACGGAAAAGGGUUAGAGAAGUUAGUGUGUCAGAUGUGACAGAAGAGCCCAGGCUUACCUCAUCCCAGUUGCCUCUUCAGACAGGACUUGAUGGACCUGCCACCCCUAGGAAAUGUGGUAGACCUAGGAAGAUAGUUCCGUUAGAAGCUGAUGGGGCCACAGCUGGUAAGGCGAAAACAAGUCCCCAGAAGAAAGAAGUUCCGGUUGUCCGGAGAUCUACACGGAACACCCCAGCUAGAAAUGUGAGUACUUUAGAAAAAUCCAUUUCAGUGCCAUAUAAGGAAGCUGCCAUAAUGAUGACAUCUAAGAGAAAACCUACAAAGCAGUCUGCAGAUGAGAGCUCAAAAGGUCUGUUACCAGCAGAUGGAAUAGCUCACCAAGAGUCCACUGACAAAGAAGAAAGACUGCUUGCCACUGCUGCCCUCACUAAGUCGUCCUGGAGCACAAGGACUAGGUCUAGAAGGACCAUGUUGUUGACAGACAUUUCUGAACCCAAAACUGAGCCUUUAUUUUCUCCUCCUCCAGUGAAGAUUCCAAAGAAAAAAACAAAAGCUGAGAACAUGGAGGCUGCGGCACAACUGAAAGAAUUGGUGUCAGAUUUAUCUUCUCAGUUUGUUGUUUCCCCUCCUGCCUUGAGAACCAGGCAGAAAAGUACAUCUAAUACUUCCAAGCUUCUAGGUGAACUGGAGAGUGACCCUAAACCAUUAGAAGUCAUAGAACAAAAACCAAAAAGAAGCAGGACUGCAAAGACAAAAGCGAGCAGAAACACGGGAAAAGGAAGUUCUUGGUCACCUCCCCCUGUAGAAAUUAAGCUGGUUUCUCCUUUGGCAAGUCCGGUGGAUGAAAUAAAGAUCAGCAAGCCAAGAAAAACUGCAGAAGUAGCAGGGAAAACUCUUGGAAGGGGCAGAAAGAAGCCAUCUUCUUUUCCAAAGCAAAUUUUACGCAGGAAAAUGCUGUAAUUUUUAGCCCAAGAUUUUAACAUGCACUUGUUUGUAAAAGUCAUCAGUAUUUGUGUGGAUUAUUAAAAGUCACCCAAUUUGGAUGGAAAUACUUUAUAUAAAUUGUACAAUUUUGUAAGCAAGUAAAUAAGUAAAGUAACUCCAUAUGGAGUGCAGUUCUUGUAGUCCAGGCAUUUUAUAAUACUUCAUACGUUUAUAUAAUAUGUAAAUAUGGCUUAUCAUUGGGAUGUUAAAUAAACUACUGUAAAGUACACACUGUGUGUCUGUUAGAUUUUUGAGAGGGGAUUUCUGUUUUAGUUGUAAUUUUAUAUGCUACUAGACAUUUGUUCAUUUUCUUUCCAGUUAAGAUACUAGAAUUGUCUUAAAAUGAGGGUGAUUGACUAUUAAUUAUUUUUAACGUUGCUGUUUUAUAAUGUAUGCACUUUGUUGCUAUUCCUCUGACUCUAAUCAUUACAUGUACUCAUUGGGCUUUGCCUGAUACUGUGUUGAAUUUGAAUUGUGGGCGUAUAACUUUGCCUUUUUGUAGUUUUACAAUUUUGUGUAAUCUACCUCAAAUGAGUAAUUUUCCAGUACUGCAUUCGUUUCCUGUGCUGGCAUUUCUUGUUCAGUAACUUAAGGACUAUCUUGUCUCAAUUCAGAGACUAAUUAUCCAGGUUAGAUCGACCGGUUUCACUGCGUCUUAGCAACCUCAUGGAAGGAUUUGAGAAAGAAAUGUAAAACGGUGCACCUGGUGUGUGCCUAACGUUGAGGAGUCCAGCAAGCUCUAGACUGCCUGUGCUUCAAGAGAGCUUGUGACUGAGUCACAGAAGCCGCUUUAGUAUUCAGGACCUCAGGCACAGGUUACAAAGAGUGGAAGAGUGAGAGCAGAUGUCAGGAAAGAGGAACGAACACCCUUUUCUGCAGUGUGAGUGUGCACCGUUAGUCAUGGCGCCUGAUGGACGCCAUGAUGUUCAUCAAUAAAUAAGUGUUGUCAAAUAAUUUAUGACAGGUAAUUGAUAGUGUGUAAUGAAUGGACGCUUAAUAAUCGAUACCUAAAAGCAGACUGCCUUUGUCAGCUGAGCUUUGGGUGUCUUCGUGAGCAAUGCUCUUUUGUGUGUUACUUUCCUGUGGACUGGCAUCAUGGAGAAUGAGAAACCGGGGGAGAUGCCUGUGCCGGGCAGGGACAGUGUGAGGGUGGCCGUUCGUGUGCGGCCUUUCAGCCAGGUCAGUCCAUGCUCAUUGCCUUGUUGACAAUUACUGCCUGAUUUUAUUAAUUUUUUAAUGAUAGUUACUAAAUUUGUAUUUAAGCUGCUUGUCAUUUAUGAAAUAUUAAACUUAUUUAAAUGAAUUUGUCAAAUGAAUAACAAAGAUCUAAGCAUAAUUUAGUAAACAUUUUAUUUCAUUCCUUGGUACAAGUAGCACAAUAAAAAAAACUGACAAGAGAAAA
Messenger RNA from Arvicanthis niloticus (Nile rat), 8811 nucleotides. RefSeq names its product AT-hook containing transcription factor 1 (gene Ahctf1). Lineage: Eukaryota; Metazoa; Chordata; Mammalia; Rodentia; Muridae. The record is from RefSeq and is a predicted model, not a curated record.